Molecule: messenger RNA, 1785 nt
Organism: Frankliniella occidentalis (western flower thrips)
Lineage: Eukaryota; Metazoa; Arthropoda; Insecta; Thysanoptera; Thripidae
Product: erlin-2-B
Exons: 8
Coding region: 296-1303 (335 amino acids)
Biological process (GO): SREBP signaling pathway
Cellular component (GO): endoplasmic reticulum membrane; endoplasmic reticulum
Molecular function (GO): cholesterol binding; ubiquitin protein ligase binding
Source: RefSeq, a predicted model, not a curated record
GAAAAAAAGUUUUGUGAUUUGCCGAAUGGAUCAAAAUUGUCCUUUUGUUAAGAGGUACAAGUUGUCCAUGGGUUAUCCGUUCAGCCCAUUUAUGUUUUUGUUUUUGAUGCUUGCUUGCGCCGUUUGACCAAACCCAAACCCUAGUUUUCCACCAAACAGUGAUAAGAAAGCAAAAGGUUUCCUCGUACAUAACCUUCAUUUCCCUGUCUGGAGUGAUUUCGAGCCGGCUUCGGCGUAUGCCCGCUCAUUGAAACCUCAACCAAGUGGACUGAUUUGAUUCAACUGCCUGAUAGAGAUGGCUGGGAACGCUGCGGCCAUUACAACGGCAGUUGCCUUAUUUUCGUUUUUAGUCAACUUUUCUCUUCAUAAAUUAGAAGAAGGGCACACAGGAGUGUAUUAUAGAGGUGGUGCCUUAUUGUCCAACACAAGUCAACCAGGAUUUCAUAUGAUGAUCCCAUUUAUUACUUCAUUUAGAUCAGUACAGGUAACAUUACAAACAGACGAAGUUAAAAAUGUACCUUGUGGAACGAGUGGUGGUGUAAUGAUCUAUUUUGACCGCAUUGAGGUUGUAAAUAUUCUUAGUGCUAGUAGUGUGUAUGACAUUGUAAAAAAUUAUACAGCUGAUUAUGACAAAACUUUGAUUUUCAAUAAAGUUCAUCAUGAGCUGAAUCAGUUCUGCAGUGUUCAUAGUCUUCAAGAGGUCUACAUUGAUCUCUUUGAUCAAAUUGAUGAAAAUCUCAAAACAGCACUUCAACGAGAUCUAAAUGAGAUGGCACCAGGUCUCUACAUACAAGCUGUUCGUGUUACUAAACCUAAAAUACCUGAGACUAUUCGGAAGAACUAUGAGCUUAUGGAGGGUGAGAAAACAAAAUUACUUAUUUCAGAGCAACACCAAAAACUGGUUGAGAAGGAUGCAGAAACAGACCGUAAGAAAGCUAUAAUUGAAGCUGAAAAGGAAGCAAGUGUAGCCAAAAUUCGCUUUGGACAGAAAAUAAUGGAGAAGGAGUCUCUUCAAAGGAUGGCACAAAUUGAAGAUGAAAUGCACAUAGCACGCCAGAAAAGCAGAUCAGAUGCGGAAUUCUAUCAGUUGCAGAAGGAAGCAGAAGCAAACAAACUUCUUUUGACACCUGAAUACUUAGAGUUAGUUAAGUAUAAAUCCCUGACUGCCAACAGUAAAAUGUUCUUUGGCUCAAAUAUUCCUAGCAUGUUUCUUCAGGGAGAUUCAUCAAAUUCCUUCCCUAGCAGUAGCACUGCGGCUGCACAGGAAACCUUAAAAUCACAUGAAGCGUCCACACCUCAGUAAUUCUCUUAUUCAAUUUCUAUUGUAUUAUUUUUGUCUGACUUUUAGUGUGUUGAUUUUGUGAAGUUGAUAUGUGCUCAAAUAAUUUUGUCUCUUAUCAUGAGAGUACAAGGGGGACUUGUUCUACCUCCUACACUCCAUGCUCUUAUUCAUGUUCUUUUAUAUUACUUUUGGCUGAUUUUGAAUGGGUCAGGUUUAUAAAGUUGAAUUAUGCUCAAGUAAGAAUGUUUUGUAUCCCAAGUUCCAUUUUAUCAUAUUUUUUUUUAAUUACUUUUUUUUUUUGAAGGUUGAUUUAUGCUCAAUUAAACUUGUCUCUUGUUCUGUAGAUCUAUUAUUUUAUUUUUUGCUUAUUCUUCAUAUGUUGAUUUUUUUUAUGUUGUAACAAUAUGCACAAAUAAGAAUGUCCCUUAUUCAAAAUGUACUCUGUGGCGGGCUGAUGUGAAUUUCAUGUGUGCUGAGCUGAAAUAAUAAAAGUGUGUAUGUAA